UCGCAGCGUCGCAUUAGACAUGGCUGAAAACAAGGAUGUACCCUCGAUGCAUCUCCUAUCGAUGAUCCUCGCAUGACCGGGACAAUCGCAUCCGUGACAGCCCUAGUCUUUCCUCUGGAAUCUCAGAAGCAAGAUAUUUGUAGGUUCUCUUGCGCCGACUCUCUGUUCACUGACAGCAAAAGCACUUUGGUGGAGCGGCGAGCAUCAGCAUGGAUCAUAGCGCGAUUCUUAGUGCGCCAUGGGCGCAGCUAACAUAGUUCGUAUCAGUUCAAUAGAUGAGGAUCAACUUGAUGGUCUCAGAGAACGCAAACUGAUGCUUUCUAUGGCUCGAAAGAAGUAUGGUUUCAUCAGGAGCUUGUCUUGGAACGUGGCAGAGAGGUACAUAGCGAAGCCUUCAUAACAUGAUUAUACUGAUCUGCAGAGCGGAGCGUGCUCAUAUCUUAUCAACUCCCAAUUUGUCGACUUUUUGUGCCAAAACAAAGAAUUGGAAAACAAUUUACUGUACCUUCUCUUUUUACAUCAAGAGUCCUCCAUAGGUGGAAACUGUGAGGAGAGUAUAUACCCUUCUGUUUGAGGCUUUUUCUAGUUGUAAUUUUUCCCUAUCCUGAAGUAGAACACACGCAGCUCAAGGCGUAGUGAAAACGAAUAUCUUAGUUUAGGGGUAAGAGAGGAACGGUCAUUUGUAAUGAUGGCACCUUUCAUCGCUGUACCCUUGCACGCCGUAGCUCCCCAGGCCCAAGCACAGAAACACCAAGUCACGUCCCUAAACGGCAAAUUAGUGAUGGCAUUGAAUCCCGGCAGUAGCAGCAGCGGCAGCAGCAGAGGCAUGGUAUCCAGUCUGACGUCAGAAGGCGUGCAAAUCAACGGCUGCCAUGGUCAGAAUAUUCCAAAACUGGGGUCAUUUAAUAAAAGUUUUCUCAGCCACCUCAUGAGCCAGCCAUCACUAUUAGAAAACGCAGAGUAUGCUCUUGCAGAGUGUUGUACACAUCUUGACAUCGGUGAGGCCUAUAGCUGCUGGGAGGCGGUCUCUGAGUUCGAGGAUAUCAAGGUUGACCGUGGUGUUCCGACUGAUGACGAACAUGCACGCGCUUGUUGUCCUCUGAAGAGAUUUGAGAACUUGGUCAGGCAAUCAGGUGAUGUGUCGGGGUUGAUAGGCAACAUUCGCCUGGUGGCCAAAACAGCAACAAAGCAAUCACGAUCAAAGGAGGUAGUUCGCACAAUUGCAGAGAGGCCGGUGUUUGUCGAUGAUGGAGGCCUGCCUCAAGACCCAAAUGCAGAUGCAUCACCAAGUCUGUUGCCAGAGUCCACCCUCGCACGACUUCUCCGAUUCAACAGCUUCUCACCUCCAUGGUUCACACGAAGGAAUGAUCAUGAAAUCGACUGAGUUGUGGGUUCACAUCCUUCUCAGCUGGAAAGUGAUAGAAAGCAGAGGUCGGGGAAUGUGUGAGUGGUCAACAUUAGUAUAACGAACUGCUGUAGAAAGUUGCUGCAGGGCUUUGAAUCGAAAACUGUAGGCUGAGGCAGUAGUAUCUAGGCGCUUUGUUUGCAGCUGUUGUAAUUCGUAAUCAGCUGGUUGCAACGUGAAAUUGGAAAGAAAGAUAAGAGGAGAGGAGAGGAGAGGCGAGUGACCUCAGAGCAGCGAUGCCCUGAACAGUGGAGGGGGACAUCUCAAUUCUCUGAUUCGGAGACGCAACGUUUGAGCAAUACAUGCAAAUCCUUCAUCACAAACCAUA
Messenger RNA from Physcomitrium patens, 1733 nucleotides. The record is from RefSeq and is a predicted model, not a curated record. Lineage: Eukaryota; Viridiplantae; Streptophyta; Bryopsida; Funariales; Funariaceae.